This is a messenger RNA of Naegleria gruberi, 1951 nucleotides long. RefSeq lists its product as uncharacterized. Bases 24 to 1937 code for a protein of 637 amino acids. Gene Ontology annotation, cellular component: intracellular anatomical structure; endoplasmic reticulum tubular network; membrane. The record is from RefSeq and is a predicted model, not a curated record. Gene Ontology annotation, molecular function: kinase binding; protein serine/threonine kinase activator activity; NAD+ poly-ADP-ribosyltransferase activity. Lineage: Eukaryota; Heterolobosea; Eutetramitea; Acrasida; Naegleriidae. The transcript has a single exon. Gene Ontology annotation, biological process: endoplasmic reticulum unfolded protein response.
CAAAUUCAUUACCCUUCAUCAUCAUGUCAUCCGAAUUGGCAAACAAGAUUCAGAGAGAAAUUAAUGAGUGGAAGGAAGCUUUCCAAGAUGAUUAUUUCAAUCUAGAUGAUCCGUGGGUGAGAAGAUUUAAUUUUAAAUCUGAUGAUGAGUGGAUUGUUACUUGCCAGGCUGAUCUCGACUAUUCUGAAAGUUAUGAAACAAAGGUUUCCAUCACAAUUCCAAAAUCAUAUCCAACAGGUGAACAUAUUUGUAUAGUUGCAGAGGAGAGUCAUGAUAUUCCUGGAGAAAAUAUUCAAGAGGUUCUCUCUCAAGUAUUCCACAUGAUGAAAGUGCAGAGAGAAAAGUUUUUGGAAGAGAUUCCUACUCCUACACCAGGAACAUCACAUGGUCAUGGUGAUCAUAUAUUUGGUGGAGAUGAUGAUAUGGCCGAUGAAGAGGCAGUAUUUAUUGAUGACUCAUCAAUGGAAGAUGAUGAAAAACGUAAGAGAUUUGAGUCUAUUGAACAUGAUUUGACCGUUGUUAGAAAAACAAAAGGAUGGCUCGGUUGUAGAGGUGCAUCAGGAAUGGAUCAAAUCAAAGUAUAUUUAUUUACAAAUCCAAAUCGUUUGAAUAUUACUCCACUUCUUGCUGAAGCUUGGCAACUUGAUUUGGAAAAGUGGAUUUGUAUUACUAUUACUUUUUCAAAUUAUUACACUGAAUCUGCAACUAAACCAGUUGUUGAAGCAUUCCAAUGUGGUGAUGUUUCAAUUAGGGACGCAUAUUCUUUGAUCGAUAAUGGAAAGGUUAAAUUUGGUCUUUAUUGGACAGUUCAACAAAGACUUGAAAGAGAUUUCUUUGCAAUUUAUUGGCCAAUUGAACAAUACAGAAACACUCUUCAACCAAAGACUGGAAAGAAUUAUAUGGAAUACUUGUUAGAGUAUACUGAAUCUAUAAUCAAAACAAGUCCUUCAAAAUGUUUGAUUUGUGGAAAUAAGUUACCACUUGAAGGUAUCAAACCAAUGUGUUGUGAAAGUCCUCUUUGUAUAUUUUCUCAUGAACAAUAUGGUUUGGGUAUCGAUCUGGAAUCAGCUAUUAAGAAGAAUCCAGAUGUUGUAGAUUUAUUCGUUAGCGUGUGUUAUGCUGCUUCUGUAUCAUAUGUGAAUAGAGGAUUCAAUCCAUUCCAACCAUUCCCAAGCAAUUUGGAAAUCAAACUCAGAGAUAAGACCUCUGGACAAGUGAAGACAUAUAACUUUUUGACAAAUGAUGGUAAAGAUGACAAUGCAAAGGUUAGAGAAGUUCUUGACAAGGUACCAAACCUUAAAAUUUUAGAAGAAUGGGUUGACGAAGGUAAACUUAAAGAAAGAUGUGAUGAAAAGCAUCCAUUGGUUUACCCACUUUUGCGUUGGAUUUUGGCUUCUGCUCGUGUUCACAUGAAGAAACUUGUAGGCAAGGAACAACUUUCUGAAAUGAAAACAGACCAUCAAUACAUCUUGUUGAGCAGUACUCCUGACAAGGAAAGAAGAUUCCAAGAAUUGAAGAAGAAAUAUGGGUCAAUUCUUGCAUUCCAUGGCUCUGCCUUGGGUAACUGGCACUCAAUCAUGAGAAAAGGAUUGUUGAACUUGUCAAAUACAGGUGGGAUGGUUAAUGGAGCAGCUUAUGGAGCAGGAGUAUAUUUGGCAGGAAAUGCAAAUGUUUCCUUUGGUUAUAUGAGAUAUCAAUCAGGUUGGAACAAUUCCAUCACCUUCAAAUCCAAUCAAAUUGGAUGUUUGGCAUUGUGUGAAAUUUUGAAAGCUCCAGAGCUAAUUCAAAAAUAUGGUGACAAGAUGACUCCAAAUCCUUACUUUGUCAUUCCAAAUGAAGAACACUUGCAAACUCGUGCCUUCUUCAUUUACACAACUAAUCAAAACCAUAGCGUAGAAGGAAAGGAUUUGAAAUUACCAAAUGUGUCAUUCAAUUAAAUUUUCAUUCAUUG